Molecule: messenger RNA, 1755 nt
Organism: Lizanozyma spartinae
Lineage: Eukaryota; Fungi; Ascomycota; Pichiomycetes; Serinales; Debaryomycetaceae
Exons: 2
Coding region: 1-1755 (584 amino acids)
Molecular function (GO): protein binding
Source: RefSeq, a predicted model, not a curated record
AUGGAAAACGUAUGGCUCUUGGCAACCAUUGGAUCCAAAAGCAAUGGUAGAAAGAACUUUAAUAAAGAGAUCCUUGAUACUCGUAUCCCUAACCUAUGUGUACGUGUAAUAAAAUAUAGUGACCACACAAGUAUCCGGUUCUGUGCCAAUAUAAUGUUGGGGGUUGCCAUUGCGUAUCGUAAACAAGUGGAAAAAGUGUUGGACGAAGUUAAUUUUAUGAGGACUCGACUUUCUAUGGGGACAAAUCAUUCACAGGAGAAACAAUUGUUACCUGUAUUCCAAAGGAGAAGCCCCUUACUGAGUGGUGUUGAUAAUGAGUAUGAAGAACAUGUUAUCAUGAAAGAAUACAAGGGUACUUCCUCUCUUCGAAAUCUUGAUGAUGAUCCAGAGUUCAAUAUUGAGAGAGAUUUAAUUCCUCCUUUUGUUGGUAAAAGUGUUCAAGACCCUAUGGCCAAAAAAAGAAAAAUUGAAAUCGAAGAGUAUGAUAAGUUAAUUUUCCCUGGUUUAACGAAAAUGACUCCGGUGUCUUCUCUGUCGGGGAUGGGAGCUCCCAGCCGUCAAAGUACUCUUCUGGGUUUUAACGUCCAACCAGCUUUAGAAAUGGGAGGUGUUGAAGACGUGGUAUUUGAAUUAAAUGAUGAUGGAUUCUUGGUUCUGAAAGAUGGUGAAUCCUAUGAUCAAAGUAUUCUCGAUGAUGUUGAUUUAAGAACAAAUACUGAUUUACCUAAUCCCCAAGUAUUUCAAGAAAUCCGUGAAGAAGAAUUGCUUUCUAUUUCAAACGAUACAGAUUUUGCACUUGUAUCAAAUGCUCGUACGCUUGAUAGAGAUAGAGCUGAAACUUUAAACCAAAAUCCACUCUCAAAAAUUAGAUUUACAAACUUACAAGUUGAUGAAGAUAUAGUGAAAAUUCCAUCGACAGUUUUAACUGAGUCUCAUAGGAUUUAUGAAUUGCAAAUGAAAGAAUUUCAACUUAGUCAGACAAUGACAAGUCGUUUGGUCCAAUUAACUUCAAAGGCUACAAAGGAAAUUAAUUUUCUGUUUCUUGGAUUCACAAAAUAUAAUAAUUCUUCUUUACUCGAUUCAAUCUUGAGAACUCUCGAAGAAAGAUCAAAAUGCCAAUUGGCUGAAGAUGUAGAAAUUGAAUAUGGAAAACGUUCACAAUUGCCAGAGAACAUUUUAGACGAAUUGGGUAUUUUGGAUUUUGAUUCUCAUUAUUUGCAACAUCCACCACUGAUUGCUGCUUCCAGUGAUAUUUUUGAUUUGGAAGUUGGAGUUUUGCAACAUAAUUAUAGUACUCAAAGUCGUUCUUCUAGCCGAGGUGAUCCAUUACAUGAUAUAGGGUUUGGGCUUGGAAUACCUACUAAUAUUGAUGAAGAUAUUGAGAAUCUACAUUCUUUCAAUACAGGUAUUGGUCAUACCACUACAUUAUUCAUUCAAUUUUUAAUACAAAGGGCAAAUCAACUUGGAGAAAUAAACUAUUCCUGUCCAUAUUCACUUAAAAUAUUAGAUGACACGCAUGAUACUAUAAUUAGCUACACAGGAAGCAAAUUUGGUUACAUUGAGUUUACAAGGUUAAUUCCAACUAAGAGUUCUAGCAAUUUGUUAUUAGAACAACCGGUUACAAGAACUUCAGCAGCUAAUGGGUUUGCAAGUCUUCUUGUUCUUGCUUGUAAAGAUUUGGUCCACUUAGAAAGUGAAACGUCAGGUAAUUGGUGGAACCCCGCUAUCUUUACCGUUGUUGUACCCUGUCCUUGA